GGGCUGUACUCCUUCCCUAAGUGCUCCAAUCUCCACAUUCCCGAUGCUCCGGGACUCCCUGGAGUCUCAUUGUCGCAGUUGCCGGGAGACCAAGUCACAUUCCACGGCAACAUUCCACACCCUCUGGGCCCCUUGGGAAGGCCGGGAGCCGCUGCCAGCACCUCCAGCCAUGGCGUAGGGCCCUUCCCUGGGGUUAUCCUGGUGCCAGGAUGCCUUCCCUGCCACAGGAUUCCCCCGCCGGGGGCUUGGGAACGGGAUUCCCACUGGUGAGGGUGCAUGGCGGGGACCGCUCCGACCUCCUGAGCCUCUACGUCACCACCUACGAGGUGUCCUUUGGGAAGAGACCCCAGGGAUUACCCCACAAGUUUGAGGGGCGCGUUUUGGGAGUCAAACCCCCCGACCAGGCGUCCGUGCACCCGCUCCUGGGGGUCCAUUCUGGAUCCGGAUAUGUCACCAACAACUACUCGGCCCUCUCGUCCCUGAUCACGCCGCGCUCUGAACGCCCGGACCCCUUUGUGUCCAUCUCUGCCACCGCCGAGGAUUUCAAGCCCUUCGGGCGCCCGCAAUUCCAGAGGAUCCUGCCCCAGUGUGUGGAUGAGCCGGAGUGUUCGUAUCCCCCGGAGUUUUCCCUCUCCCGGAUCCGUUACGAAGGGCUGAAGCCUCCCAAGUUAUCCAGGGAACACAGUGCCAAGAGUGGCUGCACCAGUCCUGCCCAGCCAGAUGCCCCGCCGUGGAGGCCGGAGCCGUCGAGCUGCCCCCCGAGAGACGCCUGCCGGCUGCCACAGCCUGUGGAUCCUGCCGUGGAUCCCUGCUGCCCCGAGAGCCGCCAUGGUUUGCCCGCCAUGGGCCACCAUGCCCCAUUCGGCCCCCUGGAGCUCCAAGUGGGACCACAGGAAUCUAGCAAGAAGGAUCCUCCGGGAUAUGCCACGAUCCACAACCAGUACCUGACCAACAUCUCACCCCUGGCUCCCGUCGCUCCAGCCUGGUGGUCACAGGGUCCCACCUGGGCUCCCAGAUCCGUGGAGGGUGUCCAGGGCCCCCGUCCCAGCGGAUUCAGCACCAACAACCUCCCCACCAACCUGUGGCACAACGAUGACCCCUACAUGUGACCCCCAAAAUCCCGGGAGUCCCAGCCUCGGCUUUUUCGGGAAGCUCCCAAAUCCCCGUGAGAGCAUUAAAGACCCUGCGCACGAU
Messenger RNA from Empidonax traillii (willow flycatcher), 1194 nucleotides. RefSeq lists its product as uncharacterized. The record is from RefSeq and is a predicted model, not a curated record. The transcript has 6 exons. Lineage: Eukaryota; Metazoa; Chordata; Aves; Passeriformes; Tyrannidae. The coding region runs from base 210 to 1109 and encodes 299 amino acids.